AUGGCCGAAUCCUCCAUUCGGUCACGAGGCAAGGAGAGCAUCGCAACUCGUGAUACAUAUGCAGCAUGGCCAAUUCUUUCGCAGGAUCUCAGGUGCUAG
This is a messenger RNA of Fusarium odoratissimum NRRL 54006, 99 nucleotides long. RefSeq lists its product as uncharacterized. The record is from RefSeq and is a predicted model, not a curated record. NCBI's taxonomy places the organism in Eukaryota, Fungi, Ascomycota, Sordariomycetes, Hypocreales, Nectriaceae. The transcript has a single exon. Bases 1 to 99 code for a protein of 32 amino acids.